CAGAGACAGCUACCUGCAGGUGUUGGUUAUGGCUGCGAUUUCUCAAGCAGCGUAUAGAAGAGCUUCCUCUGUCAUCUGCAGGUUACACUCCACCUAUGUUAGAAAAAUGAGAUAUUUAAAUGAGCUAAAGGAAGAUGACAGCUUUUGUAGACAAGCCCAGACCUCAGGAACUUUCUACCUCUUUCACAAUCUCUCCCCUUUCCUGCAGAAAGCUGGGAUGAAAUAUUUGGUACCACAGCUCAGUGCAGCAGAGAUGAAAAGGAUCCUGGAGAAAUUUGAAGAGACUGGACAGUGGAUAGAGAACUCGGUGCUGAUCGGUUGUUCAGACGAGCAUGUACCACACUUUGCACUGGAUUUAGGUUGGGAUGACUCCUCUUCCGUCUGUGCCCAGUCCCUUCUCCAGUGGCACAAUUCCCACCAGUACUGUAGCAAAACUGGGCAGCCCACUCAGAAAAAUGUGGCCGGCAGCAAGCGUGUCUGCCUUGCCAGUGGAAUAACUUACUAUCCACAGAUGUCUCCGGUGGUUAUCAGCCUGGUGUCUGAUGGGAGCCGAUGUCUCCUCGCACGACAGCCCUCUUUUCCGCAGGGGAUGUUCACCGCUCUGUCAGGCUUCUGUGACCUGGGUGAAAAUGUGGAGGAGACAGUCCGACGAGAAGUGGCUGAAGAGGUAGGCCUGGAGGUGAAGUCACUCCGGUACUCAGCUUCUCAGCACUGGCCCUUUCCCAGCAGCUGCUUAAUGUUCGGUUGUCACGUGUUGGUGGGAGCACAGCAGGCUGAGAUCAGUAUGAACACCCGGGAACUAGAGGAAGCCCGUUGGUUUGGCCUGGAGGAAAUCGUGGAGGGUCUCAAGAGAGACCACAGGUCUUCGAAACAAGACAAUGGCAGUUUUUUACCUUGGUUCCCUCCCAAACAGGCCAUUGCUCACCAGCUGAUCUGCGAGUGGGUUAAGCAGCAAACUUCCCAGCUGGCUUAGGCAGGACUUCAUCAAGUCUGCUAUUCUACUGGAACUAUGAAAGCUAGAUAGAAAAGCUUCCAAAGUUACUGAAGGCAAAGUCUGUGUUACAGUGAGGACAGCACCAGGCUGAUGGCAUCAUUACAUUCAUAGCCCUACAAAGCCAGUUCUUUACUGAUCAUACUCAGACACUUCCAUAUACAGUGGAUCACCUCUGAGGUCCCAUGACAUGCAGUAAAUAUACAAUAAAAUUGUUAGUCCCAAAACAUCAAACUUACCGUGACCCGACGCUGUUGUUGCCCAGCAAGCAACAGAACAGUGAGCCCCUUGAACUGAUGUCCCAUUUUAUCCAUCAACGUACAAUUUUUCCCAGAAAAAUGAGAGAAAGGAUCAGUGACACCUUUCAGUCUUCACAUUUGUAUGGAUCUGGGAAUACUAUCAAAAAAAAACCAGAAAACCACUGCCUGUAUGCUCUCUCCUUCUGUUUCCAUUCCCAUUCAACUUUCCAGUUUCACAUAAAACAUCCUAAUCUUUUCACAAACGUUAAGUGGGCUCCUUCUUCCUCGAGAUACCUGAGCAACUAAAAAUAUCUCGAGGCACCAUUUUCCCCACCAGUAACAGUUGCGUCGAAAGGAAGAGAAAACAGCGGGAUCUGGUGGUAGAGAGGGGAAGAACAAGCCCUACACCUUAGAAGGAGUCAGAUACUGCCAAGGGGAGAGGAGCUGCUGCGAUAAAAGACUGCACUUCUGACAGAGAAAAAUCCUGAAGGGCACAAAGCCUCUUAUGCUGGGCCAAAAGUCUGUGGCUUGCAUGGAGAGCUGGUUUUGUUUGCUGAGGAAACGGUGUCACUUCUCUUGAGGGAGAGCAAUAGCCUGGGCAAGGAAAGCUUAUGAAAGAGACAGGUGGAAGGAUGUUUCACCUGCUCCCAAUUCAGGCUGACAUCUCUUCUGCCUGCUUAGUCAGAAUUCAAAUGCCAAGCUUGCAAAGCCAUCAGUACAGAUAUUUGAAGGGGAAACAGGAAUGUAGCACUGACUGCCACCAUUAGGAUUCAUUGUAGAUGAAAGACCUCUUGAGCAGUGGUAAAAAUCUGGAAUCAUGACCUGAGCAAUAAGUGAAAAAGGCUGUCUUGCACUGUUGAGGCAUGCUUUGUUGCUUCAGAGUUUAUUUUACUGUAAGAGGCUGGGAGGGGAUUCUUUCAAGCCGUGUUGGCGUGUGGAAACACCUUUUCCACCUGCACUCUCUCAGUCAAAAAAAACCUGCGUGCCAGAGCAUGUCUUUCAUAAUUGUGAACUUGAUCUGUCUGUCAUCCUGGUACAAGAGUACUCUGGUACAGCCGAGGGCGUUGCUGCCUUCCCUCCAGCCCAGCCAGACACACCACAGGAGCCCGCACACUCCUGUACUGAACUGCAACGCUCCUGCAUCCAGUUUCCUUUGAAAUAUGUCUUGCUGCCCCUCUUCCACCGCAUCAUUUUAAUUCCUCAGCAUUUACCUCUUCCUCUCUCAUCUCUGGAAUAUGCCAUUCUCAGCCUCACUCCUUUAUUCACCUUCUCUGCAAUAGCAGGUAUUGUGGAGUUAGAUACCCACCAGCAAAAUAUUCCUUCUUCUCAUCCUCUUUCCCACUCCUCCUGAAUGCCAUCCCAGCUCACCUGUAGCAUUCAUGUGCUCCAACCUUGUUUCCAGUGUACAAUGUCCAGAUCAAUGUGCUAAGUGCUUUUUCCAAUCCACACAUUAUCUGUUCUCCCAGAGGCAGAAAAAAGAUGUAAGAAGUAAAAGCAGCAAAAGUGAGUGCCCAGGAGUGAAAGGAGGAAUGGCUGUGUGACUUCUGCAGUAUCAUGAACUGUGUGUGGUUUGGGUUUGUACUUUUGCAGAGUGUGUCUUUGCACACACUUUGACCACAGCUGCAGUGUGAUCAGAUUCAACAUCAGUAAAAAUCCACCUGUGUUUGGGAAAAAAACUGGCUUGCUCUGCUUAUCAAAUCAUGGGGUUUAACAUCAAUAUACAGGCUAUCACAGAGUCCCGACUGAAACAAAGCAAGUCCUGAGCGACACCAGCUCCUUCUGAACUGUCCCUUCUG
Molecule: messenger RNA, 3026 nt
Organism: Cuculus canorus (common cuckoo)
Lineage: Eukaryota; Metazoa; Chordata; Aves; Cuculiformes; Cuculidae
Gene: NUDT13
Product: nudix hydrolase 13
Exons: 7
Coding region: 29-973 (314 amino acids)
Molecular function (GO): hydrolase activity; metal ion binding
Source: RefSeq, a predicted model, not a curated record